ACAAGUGCAGACAGGCAGGACUUUAAAGCGAGCCGAGGGUGGUUUGAUAGGUUUCGUCGACGAACUGGCAUUCACAGUGUCAUAAGACACGGGGAGGCUUCAAGUUCAGAUGAAAAAGCAGCAAAAGCAUUUGUAGAUGAAUUCGCAGAGUUUGUAAAAAGUGAAGGAUACGUCUGGAAUCAAGUGUUUAAUUGCGAUGAGACCGGUCUUUUUUGGAAAAGAAUGCCUAGACGAACGUACAUAACCCAAGAAGAGAAAGCACUUCCCGGGCACAAGCCCAUGAAGGACAGACUCACUCUUUUAUUUUGCGCUAAUGCAAGUGGUGACCUCAAAAUCAAGCCACUUUUAGUCUACAACGCUGAAAAUCCCCGUGCCUUUAAGAGCAAAAAUGUGAUAAAGUCCAAACUGCCUGUACAAUGGAAGGCAAAUAGUAAGGCAUGGGUAACUCGGACUUUAUUCAUGGAUUGGCUCACAGAAGUGUUUGCUCCUACUGUUAAAAAUUAUCUUCAGGAAAUGGAUCUUCCUCUUAGAUGUCUUCUCUUAAUGGAUAAUGCUCCAGCACAUCCACCAAAUUUGGAGGACGACUUGGAUAGUGAACAUGACUUCAUCAAGGUCAAAUUCCUUCCACCCAACACAACUCCAUUACUGCAACCAAUGGAUCAGCAAGUGAUUUCCAAUUUUAAAAAGCUGUAUACCAAGGCACUGUUUACCAUGUGUUUUCAGGUUACCAAUGAUACCGACUUAACUCUUAGAGCUUUUUGGAAGGAGCAUUUUAACAUCCUGCAUUGUAUCAACCUUAUUGACAAAGCCUGGAGUGAGGUCUCUCACCGCACUUUGCAAUCGGCCUGGAGGAAACUUUGGCCAACUUGUGUCCCAGAGCGAAACUUUCAGGAAUUUGAAGAAGAGAGCUCUCCUGAUGUAGUGCAUGAAAUCGUGUCCAUUGGCAAGAGUUUGAGAGUAGAGGUAGAUGAUGCAGACGUGGAGGAGUUGCUGAAAGACCAUCAAAAUGAACUAACGACAGAAGAGCUGGUUGCCAUGCAGGAAGAACAGAUGAAAGUCUUACAAGAAGAGCAUUCGUCAGAGGAAGAGGCUAGGGAAGAAAUCACCAGUGCUGAGAUCAAGGAAAUUUGCAGAAAAUGGAAUGAUGUGCAGGAAUUUAUCGAGAAGCACCAUCCUAACAAAGUUGUGGCUAAUAGGGUCAUUAAUUUAAUGAACGACACUGUGCUAGCGCAUUUUAGAAAAAUUUUGAUUAAGAGAGUAAGACAAUCAACUUUAGACCACUUUCUUGUUCCUUAUCAAAAGAGACCUCGACUCGAAGAAACUCCCGAUGCAGUGCUACCCGAUAUUUUUAUGGAGGGGGAUUCCUCUUCCAAGCAUUAAGCUCUGUAGAAACAAAGGUAUGUACAGUGCUACUUUAUUAAAUAAAGUUUACAUAUUUGUUGCUGUAAUGAUAGAUACUAUGUUUUCUUAUAUUUUCAUCAAAGAAAACCCAUUUUACAAAUAAAAUUACAAAAAUACUGAUGGCUAGAACGGAUUAAUUGUAUUUGCAUUAAUUUCUAUGGGAAAAAUUGCUUCGGUUAAUGAAUGGACUCGUGGAACAGAUUACAUUCGUUAACAGGGUUCCACUGUAUAUGGAAGAAAGUUUUAUUAAAAAUGAUUUACAAGUGU
Molecule: messenger RNA, 1668 nt
Organism: Centruroides sculpturatus (bark scorpion)
Lineage: Eukaryota; Metazoa; Arthropoda; Arachnida; Scorpiones; Buthidae
Product: tigger transposable element-derived protein 1-like
Exons: 1
Coding region: 223-1380 (385 amino acids)
Cellular component (GO): nucleus
Molecular function (GO): DNA binding
Source: RefSeq, a predicted model, not a curated record